Molecule: messenger RNA, 834 nt
Organism: Nematolebias whitei (Rio pearlfish)
Lineage: Eukaryota; Metazoa; Chordata; Actinopteri; Cyprinodontiformes; Rivulidae
Product: complement C1q subcomponent subunit C
Exons: 7
Coding region: 55-834 (259 amino acids)
Molecular function (GO): protein binding
Source: RefSeq, a predicted model, not a curated record
ACAGCUCCAAACCGAAGAGGACUCGAAUGUGUAUUUAUUUGGACCUUUUGAACCAUGGGAGCUCAUCAGAACCUUGCAGUUCUGGUCAGCGUGGCCUCGUUGCUGCUGAAUGUCCAAUGUGAUGUGGGUUGUAAGGGAACCAACGGACAUCCGGGAGCGGAUGGAACUCCUGGAAGAGAUGGGCUGCCUGGAGUGAAGGGACAGAAGGGAGAGUCAGCUGUGCUGGUCGAUGGUCCCGUGGAUCCAGUCACCCUGUUGGAGCUCAAAGGGGACCAGGGGAGUCCAGGCCUUCCUGGGGUCAUGGGUCCUGUAGGAUAUAAAGGUCAAGUAGGAGCAACUGGUCGUAUUGGACAGCCUGGUCCCCCAGGUCAAGCAGGGAAGAACACCGCCUCUGGACAAGAUCAUUCUAACGAGGCAGCUCAAUAUUCAGCUUUUUCUGUCAUCAGGACUGUGAGCAGCUAUCCAUCCAUCAACCAGAAAAUAACCUUCCAGACUGCUGUGGUCAACAAACCUGGUGAUUUCAACACAAACACAGGUGACUUCACCUGCAGGAUACCUGGGGUUUAUUAUUUCACCUUCCACUCUGUUGCCAAGGCCAGCAUGUGCCUGGGUUUGGCGAGCGACUCGCUGGAAAACAAACUGGUAUUCUGUGACUACAACAACAACAGGCGCUACGAACAGAUGCUGUCAGGUGGAGCAGUCCUACAGCUGACUGCAGGAGAAAGGGUCUGGCUCGAGUCCUUUAAAGAAAUGCAGACAGAAGAUGACAAACAAGACAGCCAAGAAAAACAGAUCAUCUUCAAUGGCUUUCUGCUCUUCUCAAAUCCAGAAUAA